GAAACAAGUGGAAGGAGAUGUAGCAGACAGGCACACAUUAAUAACUCCACCACACGCACUACACGUCGUCGGCUGCACUCCUUUUACCACACUUCUCCGUAGCAUCCUCCUUUUUGCAUAACAGGACGUUUGCGAUCAUUUGCGGUGCUGCAUCGGAGCUUCAUGGCCGCGACACUCGCGAUGAGCGGCGGCGGGCAGGAGGAUCCCUUCUAUCCGCUGCAGAAGGCGACUCUGUCCGCUGGAUUCCCCCUGGAGGACUCGGCGCUGUUCGGCUUGGACUGCAAGAUCACAGAAACAGACAAGCCUGGACAAAACGACUACACACAGGCAAAGUAUGAGAUGGACAGGUAUCUCUCUCCUCAGUCUCUUCCCCUUCCACCUCAGGCAGACAGCCAGCAGAAGCCACACAGAGACAGUGCAUCCUCACUGGAUCAGUUCUUCGCUGGCGACCACACUGGGGCUCCCUACACCCUCAACAUGAAUCUUUACCUCCCUGAUGCAGCCUACCUGAGGAUGGGCUUGUGUCAGCAGGUGCGGCCCCCUCAGCACCAGAACCACACAGGUCUCAUCCAAAUCAAAACAGAAUCUGCCUCCCCGUGUUUCUCCUCCAACAUACAGCUACACUGCCCCAACACGACGCCUACUAGUAGCUGCAGCACAUCUGGGCAUGGCCCUGGCAGUAUUGCCAUGGAAAACUCAGCCAUAAACAUGACGUUAACAGGGUUACCGGACUUCACCAGUGUGUUCAACCAGUCGGGAGGCAGCGGCGGCGAUUCAGUGCCAGAAGUGUUCAUCAAGCAGGAAAUGUCAUCGCAGUUCGAGCAGCAUGCCCUUCACCCCAAUGACAACAGCGGCUCGCUUUUUCAGCUACUGAACUCUGGCAUGGACCAUCAUCAUGGCAAUGGUAUGGAGGCUCAGCAUCAGCAUCAUCAUCAGCAGCAGAUACAGCACACUUCCACUUCCACAAUCCACACGCCUUUCCAUGAUUUGCCGGUUGCUUCUUCUGCAUCUCAACAACAGCAGACUGCAAAGCCUGCAUACUGCGGCCUGGGUGGCGGGGCAUACACACAUCCUCACACUCAGGCACACCCCCAUUUCCUCCAGCAGCAGGUGCCCUACCUGCCGCCCUCUCCGCCGAGCUCGGAGCCCGGCAGCCCUGACAGGCAGAAGGAGCUGCUCCACACCAUGUCCCCUCCUCCCUCAUAUGCAGCCACCAUCGCCUCCAAGUUGGCAGGUAGCACCCCUGGACUCGGACCCGGCCCGGGACCAGGCAGCUUAGCUUUGCCUCACAAUACAUGUCCCACACCAGUUCCAGGCCAAGCCACAGGCCUUCCACAAGCACCUGCGCCAACCCCAGCCCCAGCCGCAGCUCAGACCACCGUGCCUGCCCGCUACAACCGGAGGAACAACCCAGACUUGGAGAAACGACGGAUCCACCACUGUGAUUACCCAGGCUGUAAGAAGGUCUACACCAAGUCGUCCCAUCUGAAAGCCCACCUCAGGACUCACACGGGUGAAAAGCCGUACAGGUGCACAUGGGACAGCUGCGACUGGCGCUUCGCUCGUUCUGACGAGCUGACUCGUCAUUUCCGGAAGCACACGGGCGCCAAACCCUUCCAGUGCGCCGUCUGCUCGCGGUCCUUUUCCCGAUCCGACCACCUCGCCCUGCACAUGAAGAGACACCAGAACUAGCAGCGUUUGCACUCACUCACUCACUCACUCACUCACACAC
Molecule: messenger RNA, 1732 nt
Organism: Centropristis striata (black sea bass)
Lineage: Eukaryota; Metazoa; Chordata; Actinopteri; Perciformes; Serranidae
Gene: klf5a
Product: Kruppel like factor 5a
Exons: 4
Coding region: 163-1692 (509 amino acids)
Biological process (GO): regulation of transcription by RNA polymerase II
Molecular function (GO): DNA-binding transcription factor activity, RNA polymerase II-specific; RNA polymerase II cis-regulatory region sequence-specific DNA binding
Source: RefSeq, a predicted model, not a curated record